UUUUUUUUAAUUUUUUUCUUUCUUGUUUAUGUUCAUCAAUUAUUUUACAGUUAUUGAAAAAAUAAUGGAAGAUCCUACUUUGGCAUAUGAAGUUAUUGCUGGAAUGCAACCAAGAGUUCGAAAAUGGAAAGCUUUUCUUCUGAUUUUAUUUAUUUCAUUUUUCGAAUCACUUGCUCUACAUCCACUUUUCACUAUAAGCACUUCACUUUUAUUAAUUUUAUUUAUUGUUUUUGGUGUUCAUAAACGGGUUGUUGCUCCACGAAUAAUUGCAAAUAGAUGUAGCACUGUUUUGAGUGAUUUUUGUUUGAGUUGUGAUGAGCAAGGCAAAUUAAUUGUUCGUCCAGCUUAUUCCCCAGCUAUAUCACCAAUGAUUUCAAAACAAUCACCAACAAGAAUAUCAACAACAACAAUGCCCUCUCCUCCUUCCUCUCCUCAUUCUCCUUCCUCCUCUUCUCCAAUUUCAAAUUUAAAUGACGAAAAUGAAAAAAAUAAUUUAUUAUUAAAUAAUUCUUUAAAUGAAAGAAAAACAAAAAAAGAGGAAGAAAAAGAAAAUAAUAUUUUUAAUUUGGAUUUUACAGAUAAAAAUUUAAUUCAAACAUUUUAG
Molecule: messenger RNA, 604 nt
Organism: Meloidogyne enterolobii
Lineage: Eukaryota; Metazoa; Nematoda; Chromadorea; Rhabditida; Meloidogynidae
Source: the annotation of a GenBank genome assembly